GAGCCAGUUAACCAGCAGCAAUCGAGGCAAACGGAGGUUUAGCACAAUCGAAAAUAAAAAUAAUAAAUAAGAAAAACUAAUCCAAUUGCAACAUGCGGAGUCGUCGAGUGUGCAUUUUGAUAGCCACGCUUAUCGCAAUUGGCCAAUUCGGCUGCCAGGCACUGAAUUGCACUACGACAGGCUCGGACACGCCCACCAUCUGCGCCGAGGGCGUAACGCAGUGUUUUGCCAAAUCAGAUGACAGCGGAACUGUAACGCGCGGCUGCCUCACGGAUGCAACCUGUACAGGUGCCUGCUUGCCCUGCAACACGGACAACUGCAAUGCGAAUCUGGUGUGCAAACAGUGCAACGGCACCCAGCCGCAAUGCGCCACCUCCCAGACGGCGAUCGGGACAUCGCUGCAGCUGUGCUCGACCGGAGAACAGCAGUGCGUGAAUCAGUUGGCGGCGAAUGGCGCGUUGACCCGCGGCUGUGGCGAAUGUGCGGCUAAUGAUGCCAAUUGCGGUGCAUGCAAGACGGACAACUGCAAUGUGGGCAUCUUUCCGGCAGAUCGCCGGCUGUGCUACCAGUGCGACGGCGCCAACUGCCAGACGCUGGACAAUGCGACCGUGCUGAUGCCCUGCGCGACUUACCAGGCGGAGGCGCAGAAGUGUUAUAUGAUUGGCAGCAGCGCGACGGCCAUGCAGCGGGGCUGCCAGAACGAUGAGGGCGCCAGCAACAAGUGCGCGGGCGCCACGCCCGAUGCCAGCUGUGUCUUUUGCGACAAUGAGAACGGCUGCAACAAUCGCCCCUACGAGAGUGUCCUGGGCAGCUGCAUCAAGUGCAACGACAACACCACCUGCGCCGACAGCCAGGAGGCGGAUAAGGCCGUGGCCUGCCCGGCUUCGGUCUACACACAAAACGAAGUCAGUUGCUACACGAAAACGGGCGACGAUAACACCGUCUCACGUGGCUGCACCAACGAGCUAGCCCAGGAAUGCAACACAACGAAUAACUGUGAAGCGUGCUCGGGCACCGGCUGCAACAUUCAGGUGGCCGGAUUCGGUUGCCUCAUCUGCCGCAGCGACAACUAUGCGCCCUGCCGCACUGCAAAUGUCGGUAUCGAAGUAUGCCCAAUUGCCAGUCAGACGGGCGAGGAUGCCAAUAAAUGCUUCAGCGGACAGUGGAAUGGUGUCGUGGUUCGCGGCUGCCUAGCUGAUGCGACUCCCCUGAUGAAAUUCCAAUGCACAUCCGCAGACGACACGCGCUGCGAAUCGUGUGACACCAAAGGAUGCAACACCAAAAAUUAUAAUGGCGCCGCCACGUUGCAGCACAUGGGCCUCGGUCUGUUCGGACUGAUCUUCGUUGUGAGCAAAUAUUUGUAAAGAAAAAAAAAGAAAACAAAAUUAAAGCAAACCAUAUCUUAACUAAUUGUACAUACACCAAAUGCUAUCUAACUAUGACAAACAAACAAAAUACAUAUGUA
Messenger RNA from Drosophila montana, 1465 nucleotides. Its product is annotated as keratin-associated protein 5-4. NCBI's taxonomy places the organism in Eukaryota, Metazoa, Arthropoda, Insecta, Diptera, Drosophilidae. The record is from RefSeq and is a predicted model, not a curated record. The transcript has 4 exons. The coding region runs from base 93 to 1364 and encodes 423 amino acids.